Messenger RNA from Megachile rotundata (alfalfa leafcutting bee), 713 nucleotides. RefSeq names its product ATP synthase, subunit F (gene ATPsynF). Gene Ontology annotation, biological process: proton motive force-driven mitochondrial ATP synthesis. The record is from RefSeq and is a predicted model, not a curated record. Lineage: Eukaryota; Metazoa; Arthropoda; Insecta; Hymenoptera; Megachilidae. Gene Ontology annotation, cellular component: proton-transporting ATP synthase complex. Gene Ontology annotation, molecular function: proton-transporting ATP synthase activity, rotational mechanism.
ACAAAUUUUUGUACUAAAUUCAGCGUGAAAAUGAAUGAUCAUAUAUUACGUAUACCGUGCUAUAUGUACAUAUUGACGUUUAGUUCCAAUAUUGGUGAAAGAGGGCGUUGAAUUAGAUCAUUUCUACUCGCUGACACUGUAGGGAGUUACGUAGUUUUUGGCCCAUGGUACCGUUCUUCAUUCCUUAAAUCAAUUAAAAUAAGAUAUUUCGUUCUUGUUUUACGAUGUCUCAGCCACAAAAAUCAGGGGCCGAAGAAUCAUUUCUUUUUCCGUUAACAAAACAUGUUAGGUUCGGUGAUUACCCUGCUGAAUACAAUCCAGAUCAACAUGGACCAUACAACCCUGCCCGAUACUACGGAAAACCUGAUACACCAUUUGGAGAUGUUAAGCUUCGUGAAUUACCAGCAUGGAUUGGACGACGUCAAAAGGGUCCCAGGGAAAUAGCAGGAUUAUUUUCUCGAGCUUUCUGGCGUUGGCAAAUGGCAUGGGUACAGCCAAAAAGAGCAACGGCAGCUCCAUACUACCAAGUGUUAGUUGCCGGUUCCUUAUUCUUUUAUGCUAUUAAUUAUCUACGUAUAAGGGGCCACAGGAGCUACAAAUAUCAUUAAUAUAUAUAUUAUUGGAAAUAUAUUCAGUCAAAAUAGAACACCGCUAUAUUGUAUUAGUUCAUUAAACUUUGCUGAAUAAUUUUGAAAGUUAGUAAAAUAAAUACC